GUUUCGCCUAUCCAAUCCAGUUUCGUUCAUUUGACUUGGUAGCACUGGUUGUUUUUUGGAUUGUUAGCAUUUAAAAAGAAAAUGUUCAGUCAGUACCUGCUAUUAUUUUAAAGUGAGAGUGGUGUCGUUAUUUUGCUUAUGUUUUAUAUCUAUUUGGAAGUGAUACUACCAAAAAUUUAGAUUAUGCCUCUUACAAUAAAUUCCAAAGUAGUGAGUAUUACACAAUAACCUAUUAUUUUAUAAAACUUUUAGGUUAUAGAUAUUUUCUUAUUUUACUUACUAGUUACUGAUAAUUGUAUUAUCAUUCGAUAUAUUAUCACAUUGAUAAUAAUAUAGUAAGUAUGGGAUGUUUGAUUACAAUUCUUAUUGUAGUUCAGGCUUUUGAACAAACAGCAUGAGUGAAACUGGCAGUGCGGUUGGUAUUUAGUUUACAAUGAUUGAUCAUCGAGCUGAGCGUACUGUGUCGUCCGUCCCGUCAGUCACACAUCACUUACUAUUUCGUCAGUUAUCAUUAUAAUCCCCUGUAUCACAUUGUUACGUCGUGAUUCUUGUAUGUUUUUUGGUCAUUCAGCUUUAUGUUGUGUAAUGAUGAUGAUGUGUGCUUAUAAGUUGUUUGUCACGAUGACGAUGUGAUAAUAUUUAGGUAGUCCAGAGAUAACGAGUUCAUGACACUGAAUAGUUUAUGAAAGUCAAAUCAACAGAAUGCAUGUGUAGAUGCUGUGCAGUUUAAUAUUAGUUUUUUUUAUAAUAAACCAUUUGCAUUUAUUUAAUCUUCUCUUAGUCCAAAUAUCAUAGAAUCAUGAGUGAUUUAAAGUUUGUUGUAAGUGAAUUCCUGGAAAAGAAUCAAAUUUUACCAAUAGUGGUGGGUGUUGGCUCAGUAAUAGUAUUGGUCACUGUUGUUGCAAACUGCUUAUGGGGUAGGAAAAGUAAGAAACAAGUGAAGAAAACACUAGUUGACCCCAAUGUUAAGUAUCCAUUGCCCCUAAUAGAGAGAGAAGAGAUCAGCCAUGAUACAAGAAGAUUCCGCUUUGGUUUACCAUCAGAGGAACACAUUUUAGGGUUGCCCAUUGGUCAACAUAUACAUUUAUCAGCAAAAAUAGACGAUGAUCUAGUCAUUAGAGCAUAUACCCCUGUCUCAAGUGAUGAAGAAAAUGGUUAUGUUGAUUUGGUUAUUAAGGUAUAUUUCAAAAAUGUUCACCCUAAAUUCCCAGACGGAGGAAAGUUAUCUCAAUACAUGAACAACAUGAAACUAGGUGACACUAUUGAUGUACGAGGACCAUCUGGAAGGCUACAGUAUACUGGAAAGGGAACAUUCCUCAUCAAAAAGUUGAGAAAGGAUCCUCCUGUUAAAGUUGUUGUUAAAAAGUUGAAUAUGAUUGCAGGUGGCACUGGCAUCACGCCAAUGCUCCAGCUGGUCAGGCACAUUUGCCGCGAUGCCAACGACCCCACCGAACUGAGACUGCUGUUCGCCAACCAGACGGAAGAAGACAUUCUAUUGAGGGACGAACUCGAGAAAUAUCAAAGUGAUCACCCCAAUCAGUUCAAGCUGUGGUACACAAUCGACAGACCCGGAGAAGGAUGGACGUAUAGCGCAGGCUUCAUCAAUGACGAUAUGAUCCGGAAUCACAUGUUCCCACCAGGAGAGGACGUUAUUACUCUCAUGUGCGGACCUCCUCCUAUGAUCAACUUCGCCUGCAAUCCAGCCUUAGACAAACUGGGAUACCAAGAGAAUUUGCGCUUUGCCUAUUAAUAUCAUAUAUCUUAAUAUCAAAACACCAUUUAUCUUUAAAUAUUUUAUAUUUAAUUUAUGUGUCCAAUAUAACCAAAAUAUCCAUUAUUUCUAGUGUACCUAAAAAGUAUUUCAAAAGUAAUUUUUGUAAUUUAUUUUAUAUUGCCUGUUUUAUGCAUUUAUAAAGCUGUUCACGUAAAUUAUGAUAUUAUUCGCAUUCGUAUUUUGGUGUAAGAUGUUUGUUAAUGUGCGUUAAUGAAUCUAGUUUGUAAGUUUAAGUAAAAGUUCCGUUGUUCCUUUGUUACAAGUAGAUAAUUGUGUAUUUUGAAUAAUAAAAAAGAUAUUUGUUUUUCUCAUAUUUCUUUGGCUCUUAUAUGGCAUUCUUUAUAAUUAUGCCUGUUCUAUUGUGGUGACCUAUUAUAGGACUGAUUUUGAUACGUGAUGUAUCGAUAGACAUUCCCGAGAGACAUCAUAUAUGAAUUCUUAAAAAAAAACGUGAUUGUCGUGGAAUACCCGGUUAGAACGAAUUAUUUGAGUUAUAACAAAUCAGUCUAAUCACACCUUAAUAUAGCUCACACUACUUAGACACAUGGGAAAUUAAUUCAAUCAGAAUCAAAUUGUACCACCCAGUACAUCGAAAACUAAUCAUUUCGAUACAAUGGUUGUGCUGCACGAACGCGUUUUUACUUCGGAAGUUUUAAAAGAAAAUAUGAGAAAAGUGGACGCUCUCUCAGCUGAUAUUCUAGAUGAAGAUUUCAUGAGAAUAUUCAAGCCGAUCCAUAUUCUUCAAACAAUACUGGGGUUUCAACGUGUGAAUAUAAAACAUGGAUUCGUGACGACUUCUUCAAAAUUGUAUAAGUGUUACAGUUGCACGUUGUGGAUUAUGAGUGUUGCAUGCGUCGUUUUUACUUCACUGCAAUGCGACACCAGAUCUAGUUCAAGCGACUCGAAUUUUCAACUGCAAUGGGGAUUGCUUAUAGACGGCUCCUUGAACAUGGUGAUAGCUUGGCGAAAUAGUUUCUGUGACGCUACUCUAAAUAGCCAACUUUAUGUGAAACUACAAAAAAUCGACCGAGAACAGAGUAUGAGCAACACAAAACAACUGAAUGAUAAACUCUUUAAGUUAUCACUAGUCCUUGUUUUGGUUAGUUCAAUGUUCAAUAUCAUAUUGACAAUGUACUACGCUGUUAUACUGCAGAAUGGUACGUGUGCCACUGCCUAUAUUGCAAUGCUUAGCCUUAUAUCCAACUGUACGGAGAUGGUUUUAGUAUUGUUAAUGUUAAUUUUCGUUAUAUUACGAGUAAACCAUAUUAAUCGUUUCCUUCAAAGUAAAUUAGUGAAGGCAUCUGAUACUGAUAUAGUGAAGGAUAACAAAAACUCGCCAGAGCUUACCCAAAACGGGAAAUUGCAUUUGAUCGUGUGCAGCGUUCAUUGCGUGCUUGAUUGUUUAGAUACUAUUAUGACCCUUUUCCGUUUUGCGGUGAGUAGCCUUAAAAGUUUAACGAUGUAAUAACGC
Messenger RNA from Chilo suppressalis (striped riceborer), 3245 nucleotides. Lineage: Eukaryota; Metazoa; Arthropoda; Insecta; Lepidoptera; Crambidae. The record is from the annotation of a GenBank genome assembly.